UCUCUCUCUCUCACGCACUGCUUUUCUCUCUAAACUUGUAUAUAUACAAAGCUUCUCAGUUCAGUGCACUAUUCAUGGCCGAGAGAUUUCAACCAUAUCAUGUUCCGCAACAAAGCAGAAGAGAUAAGCUGAGAGUUAUAGCCCAAACCCAACCUGGAUGUGUAGAAAAUGUUCAAGAAAGUGCAAAUUUAGUCCAUCUCUACGAUCCAUCACUUAUGUCCUCAGAUUUGAUCAACUGUGCUAACCUACACCAUCAACGCCUCGAUCUUGGUACUACACCCUGCAAGCAGAAUUCAAACGUAGGCACAGUUACUGGUGGCGGUGGUGUUAAAGAAAAGGGCAUGAAUUUGAUGGGUUUUGUUGGAGGAGUGAAUACGAUUAGUACUGCUGCCUCAUCUUCUUCUUCAGCUACAAAUCAUUUGUAUUUGGAUCCACAAUCAUCUGUACAGUUAAGCCCUAGCACUAUUCAAGAUAUUAAUGGCAGCCCAUAUAUCUACACACCCCAAUGCCUCAGAGUUCUUGAUCAGUCAUUUCAUGGUAGUGAAGUGGUGGUGUAUAAACCUGAACCACUGUCAAUAACCCACGAGGCCAACUGUAGUAGUGCAGCAACCUGUCAAGGUUUGUCUUUGUCGUUAUCUUCACAUCACGCUCACCAGAGCAAUCUUCCUCUGGAGCUGAAUCUUCAGAGAUAUGACUAUUCAAUGUUCAGUAGCAACAAGGUCACUGGAGAGUAUUUGGUUGGUGGCAGUAGUUUCGGUGGUGAUGGUGAGGGUUGCGGUGGAGGCGGUGGUGGCCUGGGAGGCUCCACUUCUAAUGAAUUAUCAAGAAGUUCUGUGCCAUUAGGGCCCUUUACUGGUUAUGCUUCUAUCUUGAAGGGUUCAAGAUUCUUGAAGCCUGCUCAACAGUUGUUAGAAGAGCUUUGUUUUGUGAGUAGAGAAAUUUAUGCAGAAACAAUUGCACCUGACUCAACUCUCUUGGAUCUCCCACCGUUGGAAAGUCUGAACGGUGAUGAGGUUGUUGACGAUCCACUGAGUUGCAGUGAUGGUGGCGAACAAACUGGGAAGAAAUCAAGAUUACUUUCAAUGCUUCACGAGGUUUACAGGAGGUACAAGCAAUAUUACCAACAGAUGGUGUCAGUAGUUGCCUCGUUUGAAUCUGUUGCUGGACUAAGCCAUGCAGCGCCAUUUGCAAAUAUGGCUUUAAAAGCCAUGUCUAAACAUUUCAAGUGUUUACGGAAUGUCAUCACUGAUCAGCUGAAGUUCAUAAAAUCUCAUGGUCCACUAAGUUACGAGAGGGAUGGGGCUCAAUUUGGGAAUUCUGGAGGGGGAACUCAGAGCCAAAGACCAUUUGGAUUCAUUGAUCAACCUGUAUGGCGACCUCAAAGAGGACUACCGGAGCGAGCUGUUACUGUUCUGCGGGCCUGGUUGUUCGAACAUUUUUUGCACCCUUAUCCAACUGACACGGACAAGAUAAUGUUAGCGAAACAGACAGGUCUCACAAGGAACCAGGUUUCAAACUGGUUUAUAAAUGCAAGGGUAAGGCUAUGGAAGCCUAUGGUGGAAGAGAUACACAUGCUUGAAACGCGCCAAACCCAAAAAGCUCCUCAAAGAGAGGAACCAAGUGCCAAUCGGCUUAAUGAUAACUUGCCUACAAGUUGUCCGGUUGAAUGUGAAAACUCAUCCAACUCGAUGCAAAGAAUUGAAAAUUUGCAAUCAAAACUCACUGGGAACGACUUAACUGGAACUCAUAUCGGCACCGAGGGGCCGGUGAAUUUUCCAUACGAUAAUUUGUCACAUCAUGUGGGAAUUGGCAUGAGCAGUGCUGGAGGAAGUGGUGGUGUGUCCUUAACUCUUGGUCUCCAUCAGAAUGUAGGUUUCUCAGAGGCCUACCCAGUAAAUGCUGCUCGUCGUUUUGGUCUAGAUAGUGAGGGGUAUGUAGAGAGUGGGUUUGCAGCACAAAAUCGACAGUUUGGAAGGGACAUUAUCGGAGGACAACUUUUGCAUGAUUUUGUUGGUUGAACAUGAUUCUUGUUGGGAUGGUUUGAUCAGUUAUUUGGUGAAUUAAUUGGACGUGCCCUUAUCGACCAUCUAAAAACCAAGAAGCUGUUAAUUAUAUGGUAUGCAUAACUUUAAUCAUAAUUUUUUAGGCAAUUACUCUGGAUACUGAUGUGCAUACCAUUGGUCGAGGAAAUAAACUCCGUUAGUGUGAUUAUUAAGUCGAGUACACCGGAUACAAGGUAAAUCUUGAUCCUUUUGUCAUCUGUACUGUUAAGCAUGUGUAUUAUAAAGCUGAGAAUUGUAAUAGAGAGGUUUUGCUCAAGUCUUCUCACUUAUCUUUGAACAUUGUUAUCCAUGUUAGUGGUUUAGUUCUGCUGGAAUUUGAGCUUUUCAUCCCCUGUCUCUGUUCACAUGUUUUUGACUAGUUUCUUCUUUAUAUAUGUCCAUCUUAUGACA
Molecule: messenger RNA, 2453 nt
Organism: Olea europaea var. sylvestris
Lineage: Eukaryota; Viridiplantae; Streptophyta; Magnoliopsida; Lamiales; Oleaceae
Product: BEL1-like homeodomain protein 9
Exons: 4
Coding region: 75-2018 (647 amino acids)
Biological process (GO): regulation of transcription by RNA polymerase II
Molecular function (GO): RNA polymerase II cis-regulatory region sequence-specific DNA binding; DNA-binding transcription factor activity, RNA polymerase II-specific
Source: RefSeq, a predicted model, not a curated record